AUGAGCGCAAGAAGUGUACGAACCCUCAUACGCAAUUCUUCUUCAUUGCUUAGUAUUGCUUAUGAAUAUGGACGACCAUUCCCAUUUACUUCCAUACAAAAACGUCUCACUCGGCGUUCAAUUCGUAAUGACCAGAUGUUUACGAGUCAUUUUGUACAAACAGUUGCACCUAUACGAUGUCAAAAAAAUAGCAAGGCUUCACUUGUAAUUUUCGACAAAGAUGGCACUUUAAUUUGUUUUCAUUCCACGUGGGUUCCAUGGGCGAUAAAUGUGGCCAAGAAAAUAAGUGAAGCAAUAAAUAUGAAUGUUGAAAAAGAAAUAUAUUCAUUGCUGGGCUUGCAUGAGAAGGAACAGAAGGUGAAAUCUGGGCUUCUCGCUGAAGGAACUAUGGCACAAAUACGUGAUGCCAUUGCCCGGUUGCUGAUUAAUCGCGGAAUUGAAGCUACUGAUGCUGUUAAACAUAUUAUGGCAGCAAUCCUAGAGUCGAAUGAAUCCAGUGGUCAAGCUGCUAAAGAAAUUUCUGAUUUGUGUUCAUUAUUCCGGCAACUACGAGAAAACGGAAUCAAAAUAGCCAUUUGCACCUCAGACAGCCGAAAAGGGACCUUAACUACAUUACGACGAUUACAAUUGGAAGAUCAUGUUGAUGUAGUAGUGUGCGGUGAUGAUGCUGGUUCCAUACCAAAACCGCAUCCUCAUAAUGCACUUUCCAUAUGUCGUGCGUUGGAUGUUGAUCCACAAGAUACACUUGUAGUAGGUGAUACUUUAGCUGAUAUGGGUAUGGGACGUUCCGCUAAUCUUGGUAGUACUGUUGGAGUACUUUCCGGAGUAUGUGACAUCAAUGAACUGCGACCACAAGCUGAUCACAUUGUUCGCGAUGUUAGUGAGCUGUUACCCAUUGUACUGGAUAUGAGGAGAUGGUCACUGUCAUGA
This is a messenger RNA of Brugia malayi, 930 nucleotides long. RefSeq lists its product as uncharacterized. Gene Ontology annotation, molecular function: phosphoglycolate phosphatase activity. The transcript has 8 exons. Bases 1 to 930 code for a protein of 309 amino acids. NCBI's taxonomy places the organism in Eukaryota, Metazoa, Nematoda, Chromadorea, Rhabditida, Onchocercidae. Gene Ontology annotation, biological process: DNA repair; dephosphorylation. The record is from RefSeq and is a predicted model, not a curated record.